Vairimorpha ceranae is the source of this 193-nucleotide messenger RNA. RefSeq names its product dna repair and recombination protein pif1. NCBI's taxonomy places the organism in Eukaryota, Fungi, Microsporidia, Nosematidae. The transcript has a single exon. The record is from RefSeq and is a predicted model, not a curated record. The annotation marks the transcript as partial.
UGCAAUGACCAUACAUAAAUCACAAGGACAAUCAUACGGCCGUGUUGGUAUUUACCUUCCAGAACCAUUGUUCACACAUGGUCAACUGUAUGUUGCUUUAAGUAGAGUUAGAAGUAAAGAUCAAUUAAAGAUUGAAAUGUCUGCCAAUUCGGAUAACUGUGUUGACAAUAUAGUCUACAAAGAGUUAUUAUAA